This is a messenger RNA of Aspergillus fischeri NRRL 181, 2247 nucleotides long. RefSeq lists its product as uncharacterized. Lineage: Eukaryota; Fungi; Ascomycota; Eurotiomycetes; Eurotiales; Aspergillaceae. The transcript has a single exon. Bases 1 to 2247 code for a protein of 748 amino acids. The record is from RefSeq and is a predicted model, not a curated record.
AUGGAAGUUAAUAGCACCGUUGCCCUUCGGCGACUGUCGCUGAGCACAGUAUCUAGCCGCAGCUAUCAAGCGCCUGAAUAUCCCGAGAAUGAUCUUUCCGGGGACUCUGCCACGUCUCACAACGAGGAGCCGCCGGCAUAUUCGCGCGCAUCUCCAGCAACGCAGGUUCCUGGACGAGGAUACAGUACAAGGCUUCAUCGCUCGCCAGGUGUUUUGCUGCCCACGCUUCUGUAUGCAGCGCUGGCAAUCUAUACGUGGGUUGCGAUCGUCCACCUUUCCUUUCGUCCCAUGAGCGCCAAGUCGUGGGGGGCACUUCUAAGAGCGCAUUAUUCCUAUUCCGAAUCCUUGGACUACGUGCCGAACGAAGGCAUUUAUCGCUCUGCCGUGGUAAUCAGAAUCCUUAUCGUUAUCAUCACUCUCCCUUGGCUUUCCGCUGUAUGCGCAAGCGCAGCGGUCAUCUAUGUACAGAAUCAAAAGACGGCUGACAGCCUGCGAAUGCGCCAAGUCACGAAUCUGGCAGACCGUCGAUGGCUGGAUAUCAGCCUGUACAAAGGCCUUGUCUUUGGAGGAUGGAAGAAGCAUGGCAGUGCAUUCUUGAUUUUUGCUAUCGUCCUUCAUCUCAUUGCCGGCUUGACAUAUCCCAUCCAGUCAAUCUUCCUCGAAACAAAGACGAUCCGUGUCCCCGAGUCCAUGGACAAGGUGGCUACCAUAGCCGAUCUUCCCAGCCUUAGAUACCGUGACACAGCUACCUCGCUGAUAGGCAAUGACAUCUUGACGGCUCGUCGAGCUCUCAGCGACGCGAACUCCGUCAACGUCCAGCCGUUCUUGUGGCAGAACACAUCUGGAGUUCAACUACAUACCCUGAGUGACAUUCUAUCCUUGAACGACUCUUUCUAUGCUCAGCUUCCGACUGGAUUCAACACGGGCGUACUGCAACAGUUUGCGCCUCGCGUGAACUCCACCGCCACGUACGAGACUAUCCUUGCUAGCGAAUUUCCGUCGAACUGCGACAGUAUUCCUGGGUCUUUUUAUUCCAGAUAUUAUUCCGAAUACGCAGUAUCCGAAUACCAUAGAAGCUGGGGAGUCACGGCCUGCAUGCCUUCCAAUCUGACUAAAUCACAGUGGCAGAAGACGCGAGAUCGUCAGGAGUUCUCCGAAACGCUCUAUCUGAAUUUCACCAGCACAAAUGGACAUUCCGGCGACACACCCGCUGACGGUAAGCUGUACCGGAUCACAGUCAACACCACCGCUGGAUACUUCGAGCUGCCAAAUUACAUGAAUGAAGGAAAGCCCGGUCCACUUUUGGAGCAAGACCCCGUUAGCCUCUGUGGCGCAGACUGUCACUACCAGACGUUUGAUCCUCAUCCGAGCAUCAACCGGAUCCGUCGCGAUAACAUCACCACCACAGACACCCUUGACGCAGUAUCCUGGGGCCCACUUGCAACGGCCAGUAAAGGGCCCCUUCUCACGACGGCACUCGCAAUGUUUGGUCCAGGUUCUUUCCUGGACACAUUCGCUGCGAAGAUCUGGGCCAUCAACGACAGCUUCAACAGAGCCAACGUCACAGGGGAUAUCUGUCUUGACGGCCCUCCACUCCUCGACCUGAUCCUGUAUGAAUCAUACAGCCCCAAGCAUUACUGCCUAGAUGCUCCUCUGGGGACUCGCUACGUGGGCAGCUACGCGGACACCCUCAUCCAUCAGUGGCUCGGCUACUUCCUCGACGCCGAGGACCGAUUCCCCAUGCUCUUCACGGCGGCAGCCUUCCUAUCCAACAAGCAACUGCUCGAGUCAGUGACUGGCCAGUGGCGGAUACACCAGGAUCUCGGAGCCGAGAUGACCAUCCCUACUAUCUCCCCUGCAGGGAUAAUCGUCGGCUCAAUCAUGAUGGCCCUAUACAUCAUCCCGAUGUUGGGACUCGCAUUUUACGCGGCUUGUUACCCACGGUGGACAGAACGACUGGAUUCCUUCACGAUGCUGCGCUUCGGGGCCGCGAUUGGCGAUAAACUGCUCCCUCUGCGAGUGGCUAAGUCAGUGGAUGAGAUCCCAGUAUUGGAUGAAAUCCCGGGUGUUGUGAGGGAUGUGUCUAUUCCGGAUGGGGAUGAGGUUCUGCCGGUAGGUACUUUGGGACUUGGGGAUGGACAGCCUUUGCAGGGACAGCGUCGGUAUGAGGCUUUUAAGGAGAGCGAUGAGCUUUUGACGCAGGUGGAGCACAGGACGCUGCAGUCGAGAAUCAAUGUUGAUCCAUGA